ACAAUACACCCGGAAAUAGCUCGGUGCGCAGCAAAAUACAAACGUCAAACUCUCUCAGUCACACGAACACGCCGCCAACACCAAUCUAUCAGAGCGAGAUUUAGCGAGAUUUGCAGUUUAAAGUCUGAACUCGUAAAUUGACUGCAUUAUAUUAAUUGGUGACGGAGCGGAUAUCAGCAACAGUCUGCUUAGCAGAACCAUAAGUAAUGUUGAGGGACAAGCUUUCAGCAUGACAGGCUAAGCUGAACCUUUACCUCUCGUGUGUGGCGUUCACUGGGGAGCUGCAGCCUCCACAAAGGCCUCUUUUCCGACUUGCGUCUUGGUUCCACAGGUUGCACCAUGGCGAUGUGGAUUCAGGCCCAACAGCUUCAGGGCGACGCGUUGCAUCAGAUGCAGGCGCUGUACGGUCAGCAUUUCCCCAUCGAGGUGCGACACUACCUGGCCCAGUGGAUUGAAAGCCAGCCUUGGGACUCUGUGGAUUUGGAUAACCCAGGAGAAGAGACUAAAGCUAAGCAUCUGCUUGACAACCUGGUGGCAGAGUUGCAGAAAAAAGCCCAGAUUCAGGGAGGAGAGGAUGGCUUUCUUCUCAAGAUCAAGCUGGGACAUUUAGCCAGCCAGUUCAAGAGCACUUAUGACCGCUGUCCUUUUGAAUUGGUGCGCUGCAUUAAGCACAUCCUGCAGUCAGAGCAGAGACUAGUUCAAGAAUCAACAAAUGCGAGCUCUGGGAGCGGUGGGCAGGCCAUGGACACGCUGUCCCAGCGACAUCAACAGAUCAACCAAGCUUUUGAAGAGCUGCGCCUAGCAACACAAGAGACAGAGAACGAGCUGAGGAAGCUGCAGCACAGUCAGGAAUACUUCAUCAUCCAGUACCAGGAAAACCUGCGCAUCCAGGCCCAGCUGAGCAGCUUGUCUUCAGUCCCCCCAGCAGAGCGAACGCAGCGGGAAGCCACCCUGCAGAGCAAGAGGGCCACUGUGGAGACCUGGCUCGCCAGAGAGGCCAGCACACUACAGAAAUACAGGCUUGACCUGGCAGAUCAGCACCAGAAGACUCUGGGUUUACUGAGGAAACAGCAGACUCUGAUCCUGGACGAGGAACUCAUUCAGUGGAAGAGGAGACAGCAACUGGCUGGCAACGGGGGUCCUCAUGAGGGGGGACUGGACGUUCUGCAGUCCUGGUGCGAGAAGCUGGCGGACCUGAUUUGGCAGAACCGACAGCAAAUUCGGCGCUGUGAGCAUCUUACCCAGCAGCUCCCUUUGCCUGGUUCAAUAGAAGAGCUGCUCACCAAACUCAACUCUGACAUUACUGACAUCAUCUCUGCCCUGGUCACAAGCACCUUCAUCAUUGAAAAGCAGCCGCCCCAGGUGUUAAAGACCCAGACGAAGUUCGCAGCUACAGUCCGUCUUCUAGUGGGGGGGAAGCUCAAUGUCCACAUGAACCCACCGCAGGUCAAGGCUGUCAUUGUUAGCGAGCAGCAAGCCAAAGCUUUGUUGAAGAAUGAAAGCACACACAGUGAAAGCAGUGGAGAAAUCCUUAACAACAACUGUGUCAUGGAGUACCAUCAGGCCACAGGCACUCUGAGUGCACACUUCCGCAACAUGUCACUGAAGCGAAUUAAGCGUUCGGAUCGUCGAGGUGCCGAGUCUGUGACAGAGGAGAAGUUUACAAUUCUGUUUGAGUCCCAGUUCAGCAUUGGAGGAAACGAGCUGGUGUUUCAUGUCAAGACUCUGUCUUUACCGGUCGUUGUGAUUGUCCAUGGCAGUCAGGACAAUAACGCCACGGCAACAGUCCUGUGGGACAACGCCUUUGCUGAGCCAGGAAGAGUGCCGUUCCUUGUCCCUGACAAAGUGCUGUGGACCCAGCUAUGUGAAGCCCUUGAUAUGAAGUACAAGGCAGAAAUGCACAGUGGGCGUGGCCUGACGGAAGAUAACCUGGUCUUCCUGGCACAGAAAGCGUUUUCAAACAGCAGUAAUAACCCUGAGGAUUACCGUAACAUGACCAUUUCCUGGGCCCAGUUCAACCGGGAAAACUUGCCUGGACGCAACUUUACCUUUUGGCAGUGGUUUGAUGGCGUGGUAGAACUCAUGAAGAAACACCUUAAGCCUCAUUGGAAUGAUGGGGCUAUUCUUGGCUUUGUGAACAAGCAGCAGGCUCAGGACAUGCUGCUGUCUAAACCCAACGGCACCUUCCUGCUGCGCUUCAGUGACUCUGAGAUCGGAGGCAUCACUAUUGCCUGGGUGGCUGAAAAUCCCAACAAACAAGGUGAAAGGCUGGUCUGGAAUCUGCUGCCUUACACAACGAAGGACUUCUCCAUUCGCUCCCUAGCUGACCGCAUAAGUGACUUGAAUCAUCUUCUGUUUCUUUACCCUGACCGGGCCAAGGACGAGGUCUUCGCCAAGUACUACACCCCUCCACUCUCGAAACCAGUGGAUGGAUACGUUAAACCGCAAAUCAAACAAGUUGUACCAGAAUUCACCACCCCAAAACCUGAACCCGCCACUGGAGUUGUAUUCAUGGACCAGACAGCUUCGUCCUCUGGGAGCCAUUCCAACAACUUUGGUGUCUACUCCUCCAUUAGUGACAACUUGCUGGAUCCGGAGGGAGACUUCAACCUGGAGGACACGAUGGAUGUUGCCCGUCAUGUGGAGGAGUUGCUUCGCAGGCCCAUGGCCAACCAGUGGAGCAGUCAGCAGUCCUGAACCUGAAACGUGAAGCCGCUGCACACCUUUGUGUUGUUUCUAUGUUUGGUUGUUUUUUUGUCUUUUUAACACUCACUCCCUCCCAAAAAUCCUGACGGGCAAUAAUAGAGAAGAGUCAGCUUGAUCGACACCUCAAUCCACUUCACAGUUCGGUUUUAGCAUUUAGUUAUGCUUGUCCAUAUGAGGAGAAUAUAGAGCUAUAGUUACUGGCUGAUAUCCUCUCAUCCUCACCAGAGUUUCUCUCAUCUGAAUUUGCUUGAUGGUAUUUUUUUAUAAAAAGGUUAGGCAUGCAGUAAUUUUCAGUAGAAGCUGUACAGUAAGUUCAUGUGUAGCUGAUGAACCUGCAAGACAUGAGGAAACAUUUUAACUGGGGAGAAAAAAGCUUGUCCAGAAAUGAUUGUAUAGUUAUGUGAAUAAGUACUAAAAAAUUAAUCUAUUUUCUAUUGGCAAUAAAAAUCUGUCAUUACAUAUUGUCUAAAAACUUUAAAGAGAGAAAAACUUGGAUACUAUGUAACUUCUUUCUAAACAACAGGGACCUUCAACACAAAUGGUACUUACAGACACGUUUAGUUAACAUGUCACUUAUUGUUGAUUGUAAUUUCCAACUUUUUUUAAAAGGUUUUAUUGGCUUUAGUGCCCUUUAUUUGAAAGUAGUUGGACAGAAAAGAGGGUAAUGAGAGAGGGGGAAGACAUGCGGCAAAUGUCGCCUGGCUGGGAAUCGAACCUGCGACUACUGCCAUGAGGAUUAUGGCCUUAAUACGUGGGUCGUUCUUUGCCCUGCGCCACCACUGCGCCCCAGUAAUUUUGAUUUCACAAAAAGUGUCAACCAUCAGACCAGCUGCAGUUUUUUUUUAUCUGUCUGUGACUUCAACUUUAUGGCUGAUUCAAACCAAUUAUUAAUCUAGUUUGGUCCAAAUAAAUUGGAAUGGUUGUUGAACUUACAGGAAAAAACAGAUUCUAAUUUCUUUCUUUUUCUAACCCUUCUGAAGAGAAACUUGUUUGUAUGAAAUAUGAGAUGGCAUUAAUAUUAACACAAAGAUGAAAUGUAGGAAACAUGCGUGUUUGACUUUAUCCUUUUCAAUAUCUAAUCCAGCAAACGGCUCCAAACCAGAAUCAUCAGAAUGAGCUGCCUGGCGUUGGCAGAGAGGGUUUCACUGGUUUUUCUUUGGUGGAACCAGCAAACUGAACUCUGCAGGUCGACACUGAUGAGUUUUUCUGACAAAUGUGUCUCCAUGUUGAGGGAAAUAAACAGGCUUUCCAACAAACACAUAGCCAAGAGGCAUUGCUACAACAAAGACAUAAUUGAUCAAACAUGUUUCCUUAAUUUUGUGCUUUAAAUGAAAACAUAAUAAUCCUGGAAUAUCAGGGUUCCAAUGUAAAAUGAGUGAAACACUGCCCCCCUCUGCCUCAAACAGGUGCUGCAAUGUGUAGGAAAGAAGAGACUUCCACUUGCAACAAGCCAAACUCUUAAAUACUAAAAUAUUUGACCAGUGCCUUCACACAGGUUAGAUGAUUCUCUAUGCUGUCCUCUGGAAAUGUAGGAUUUGACAUAGGAGCGCUUUUCUACGGAUAAAUUCUGAAUGCAUGUUUUGCACCAGAUCCUGCAGUGAUGAGAUUGGAACUGACAGCUCUCUUCCCAUUGCUUUGUUUUCAGCCCCAGCUGUGUUUUUGCAGCUCCAAACACAACAAAGGGAUAAUAAAAUCAGUUAAUAUAAAAGGAGACCCAAGCAGAGGAGAGUGUCUGUGCAGAAAUGCUCUGUCACACAGUUGUAGGUUCUAGUGACAGAGAACUUCAGUGUCUUUACCACUCAACACAUUUGUGUGUUUUAUGUACUGUCUGCACAUUUGUGUGAACUGCAUCACUUUAAAUCAUCUGCAGGUCCUGGUUGUAGUUUUGACUCUGAGCUGAGCUGGUUAGUUGCUACAUAACACAAAUGGUGUCAGUAGCUGCUUCUAGGUUUCCUGAAGAAUAUAGGAUACAAAGGUUAGAUUUCUGUAGAUCUUUUUGUUUCCUUCCUCAGAAGUUACAUAGUCUAACUUUAAGUGUUAAAAAUGUAAUUGAAUGUCUUGAGAUGUAUUUUUCCUUGCAAUGCGUCUGUUCCACCGUACUGCCUUGCAUCAUGUUGACUUGAGGUGCUGAAACAUGUAAAAUAAUGAGAUUUUACUGUUAAGUUUUUGUUGUUUUUACUUUGAGUUCGAAAUUUAGCUAGUGUUUUUAAUUUCUUAUAGAGCUGUUUUAUGCAACGUGAAACAGACAGCUGGGUGUCACUAGAACGAAGCAGAGUUUAAUCCUAAAACCUGCGUCUUGAACACCCACAUUUACACUAACUAAUGUGUCCUAACAAGGUGAAAUAAAGUCUUAAAGUGCCUUUUUAUGUGUUGGAGAUGGCAGACUUGCAAAAACAUUUCCUGUGCACAAACAUGCUGUAACAGAGAAUUUAUUAGAGUCAAAAUAGUUAGAACAUUAAUAAAACUCUUAAACAGAAAAUACUUGUUAAGGGUUAUUAUGACAAAGGGUAAUUAAAUUCUCAUUUUUAAAACUUUAACUGGAGGAGGAAGCUUGUUAUAACUAUGGCUGGACUGAUAAAUCAACCUGGAGUUCCUUAAUGUUGGGAGAUUGAUCGAUACUUGCAGGAGAAGCUGAUCUUAUCCACUGAUCUUACCCACCUCUGCAAAAGUCUGAAAAUCAGCCACUGUGCUUUUCUGCUCUGAUGUCAGGGCUGAGUGAAAGCCCCGCCCACCAGGUCAUUUCUGCACAUGCUCAGUUGACAGUAGUCACUCCACUUCGCAACAUUUUUAGCAACUUCUCAGACAAAAAUUGGAAUCAGCAGGUCAGGUGAUCAGUGAUCGGCCCGAAACUACAAUCAGCGAUCAGUGAUCGGCACCUCUGAUUACAACAAAAUGAGCCAGCCGCACUUUUGAAAUGUGGAAUGAGACCACACCCAGCUAGUUGUCUGUACAGCCUCACAUUUUACCUCAAGAGCUAAGAGAAGGUGUCACAGAUUAGAGGAAAUAAGUAGUCACAGUUGGUUAAUGAAUAAAAUUACAAGAAAAAUGUUCUUAUCUGAAAUCCUUAUGGUAGCUAUUGACCCUGGAGAAAUGAGCUGUACUUUGCAGUAAAUAAUCUCAGUCCUUCAAGUGGAGUUCUAACUGUGUCUGAACAGAACUAUUACUGUUCCUCAAUCAGCUUUAAAUCUCUAGUUGUGUUCUGCCAUGUGAAUUCUGUCUGUAAGGUUUAAACAUAAACUAUGUUUUGAAAGAGUUUUCCUUAAUGUGUCUGAAAUAUUUUAGGUACUUUUGUUUUGACGCUGAUAUACAUCUGAUGUUUACCUUUUAGUACAUCUCUCAGAUUGAUACUCUGAAAUGUUUUCCACUGGUUGCUAGGUACAUAGUAUGUAUUCAUUAAUUUUUAUUUCUGAUCAACUUUUUCUUCUGCGAUGAAUUGACUUUGUUUUUGUACUUACUUUUCAAUAGAAUACCGAAGAAUGUGAUACCAUGCUGUUUUCUACUAUGCCAUGUUAAAAUAAAAUUAUCAAAAUAC
Molecule: messenger RNA, 6238 nt
Organism: Xiphophorus hellerii (green swordtail)
Lineage: Eukaryota; Metazoa; Chordata; Actinopteri; Cyprinodontiformes; Poeciliidae
Product: signal transducer and activator of transcription 5B-like
Exons: 19
Coding region: 340-2697 (785 amino acids)
Biological process (GO): signal transduction; regulation of DNA-templated transcription
Molecular function (GO): DNA binding; DNA-binding transcription factor activity
Source: RefSeq, a predicted model, not a curated record